GGUAGCUCUUCAAGAACAAAUUGUGCCGUCUCCAGCCCGGAAAAGCACAAUAAAGCCUAUAUCAGAUACAGCCUCGUCUUUCUUUCUUUUUUUUCCUGUGGAAAAAAAAUUAAAUAUAGAAAGCGCAAUAAAACAGUGGGUGCGGGCAUUAUGUACAGGGAUGAUGAAGGCGACGAUGGCUAUGGAUCAUAUGUUGAAUAUGAUCCCACGGGUCGUUAUGCUCGUUUGGAUGAGAUGUUGGGGAGAGGGGCAAUGAAAAAGGUGUACAAGGCAAUAGAUAUGGUGGUUGGGAUGGAAGUGGCAUGGAGCCAAAUCAAGCUCAAUGACCUGCUCCAUUCACCCAAUGAUUUGCACAGGCUCUACUCUGAGGUCCAUCUUUUGAGCACUCUCAACCAUGACUCCAUCAUCAAGUUCUACACUUCUUGGAUUGAUGUGGGGAAGAAGACCUUCAAUUUUAUCACUGAGAUGUUCACUUCCGGUUCCCUCAGAGGAUACAGGAAGAAGUAUAAGCAAGUUGAGAUAGGAGCCGUUAAAAUUUGGGCGCGCCAAAUACUCAUGGGCCUUGUUUUCUUGCACGGCCAUGAUCCUCCAGUGAUCCAUAGAGACCUCAAGUGUGACAAUAUAUUUGUCAACGGCCAUCUUGGACAAGUCAAGAUUGGGGAUCUUGGCCUUGCAGCAAUUCUUCAUGGUUCUUCCACGGCACAUAGCGUUAUUGGAACGCCUGAGUUCAUGGCACCAGAGCUAUAUGAGGAGAAUUACAAUGAGCUGGUGGAUGUAUACUCCUUUGGCUUGUGUAUACUAGAGAUGCUCACGGGCGAGUAUCCAUACAGCGAAUGCAAUAACCCUGCUCAAAUUUACAAGAAAGUGACCUCGGGUAAAAAGCCGAGGGCGUUUUACAAGGUUGAAGACUUAGAAGCACAACAGUUCAUUGCGAAAUGUUUGGAACCCGUGUCUAAAAGAUUGUCAGCUAAGGAACUGAUCCUCGACCCCUUUCUUGCCUCUCCUGAUUUUAAGGGGAUGUCAUUGGCUAUGGCUGCGUGUCAAAAGCCUUUCUUGAAUGACACCAUUGGAAUGGAGGACUUGAACUUGAACGACGAUGUCCCUUCAACCAGCAUGACUAUCACUGGGAAGUUGAAUCCAGUGGAUGAUACCAUCAUUCUUAAGGUCCAGAUUGCCGAUAAAGAAGGUGCAGUUAGGAACGUGUUUUUCCCAUUCGACAUUUUAAGUGAUACACCAACCGAAGUUGCAAACGAGAUGGUGAAGGAACUAGAAUUUACAGAUUGGAAGCCUUCUGAAAUUGCAAAUAUGAUUGAUGGGGAGAUUAGUGGCUUAGUGCCUCAAUGGAGGAAAUGGAAUAAUCAUUACGAGUCGUCCGAUAAUCGUCACCAUGUGCUCAAUUACAAAGACGACGACAAUGACUACCCCAACCCCUUCUGGUCAGUCUCCUCUAACGCAUCAUCCCACGGUUCAGUCUCUGGUUUGAUCACUUCCCAAGAUAUGGACGGGACAAGCCACAACCUAUGGUUUCAAGAUGAAGAUACAAGCUCGCAGAGCUCUUCGCACUCGGGAAACUAUUCAAACUUGAACUACUUAUCAGGAGAUGAGAACAAUCAAACUCUGAGCUGCACUUUUGGUGAGCACCAGAGCCAAACCAGAUUCUGCCCGGGGGAAAGUUCCGCCCCACAAAGACAAUGCAGCGGUGGGGUUGAGGCGAAGAAAGACAAGAGGAGGCUAACGAGGAACCGGUCGCUGGUAGACAUGCGGAGCCAGUUGCUGCACCGGUCAUUGAUGGAGGAGGUGAGCAAGAGGCGAAUGUUUAAGACUGUGGGUGCUGUUGAGAAUAUUGGAUUUGAAGCUCCUUGUGAGGGGGGAUCCAGAAAGAGCCAUAGACCAAAGAGGAACUGAUUUUUCCUUUCUUUCUUUCUUUCUUGCUUGUUAAUAUAAUGAAUUGAAUUGUUGGAAGAGUCAUGCUAGGAUCAUACCAGGUUUGACAUCAAGAGUUUGAUACCAAUACCGAAGUGUUUCACACAAUACAGUCAUUGUCACUGUGACACAGAGACAAUCAUAAUCUAUACAUGUCUGUGAAAUAUUUGGUGUCAAACGUGAUGGUUGUUUUGCAUUUUUGUUGUUGGAAUGUACAAUAGUGUGUUGCCAUGAUGUAUUAUAUAUAUUACAGUUUAUGUACAUAUAUUUCUCUUUUACCGAACUCAUUUUGGAGCUAUUUGUAAAAACUUUAUGGUGGUUUCGGGAUCGUUCGUGCCAGAGUACAAAACAUCUUUUUAGGUCUAUAAUCACAAGUUUUCUAAGCCAAUAGGUAUUAAAGUUUUGUUGAUCUA
This is a messenger RNA of Cuscuta campestris, 2336 nucleotides long. The record is from the annotation of a GenBank genome assembly. Lineage: Eukaryota; Viridiplantae; Streptophyta; Magnoliopsida; Solanales; Convolvulaceae.